AUGCCCCAGCAAAUUCGUUGGACUCCAUUUGGCAUCCCGUAUGUGGUGGAGUUCAACAACAUAUCGUUCACGCCUCGUAGAACGGUGUCUCCUUCAGAAGAUACACUCGCGAGCUUUCCUGCACCGGAGAAAUCUCCUUCUGUCUCGGAGCAAUCUCUGACCUACUCAUGCCCAUCUGCUACAAGCUCAACUUCUUCUUUUUGUCAUAUCUCGCAAUGUAUGCUAGAAUCCCCACUAAAGACUCGUUCAUCCAUUUCGCGCCUGGUAUCCUUAUCUCGUUCCGCGCCUGGUAUGCGCUCAGCGUCUUCAUUCUUCAAGCGGAAACACCAGAAUGCUCAUCCAAGCACACGCAAACCUUACUCGACAACCCAAAAUCCAUCCAGCAACCCAAUCGACACGUGGUGCUAUAUACCUGCGCACGUUCCCAAACCCCUUCCCCCCGUGCCUCAGCAAGAACCUGAAGGCAUCCAUGUGGACGGGCUCCACAUACAAUUCGCCACGCCCCCAUGCGAUCCACGUGCAUCAUCCCGAAGUCGACUUGUGCGUUUGCAAAAAACGAUCACUAGCGCUGUUGUCGAGGCAGGCAUGGAUACUCCCUCCGCACUUGAGGAACAGAUGGAUCUCGACAAAUGUUCCUGA
Molecule: messenger RNA, 639 nt
Organism: Suillus subaureus
Lineage: Eukaryota; Fungi; Basidiomycota; Agaricomycetes; Boletales; Suillaceae
Exons: 1
Coding region: 1-639 (212 amino acids)
Source: RefSeq, a predicted model, not a curated record